Messenger RNA from Hyaena hyaena (striped hyena), 1146 nucleotides. RefSeq names its product cyclin dependent kinase 2 interacting protein (gene CINP). The coding region runs from base 239 to 877 and encodes 212 amino acids. The record is from RefSeq and is a predicted model, not a curated record. NCBI's taxonomy places the organism in Eukaryota, Metazoa, Chordata, Mammalia, Carnivora, Hyaenidae. The transcript has 6 exons.
UGCCCCAUUCUUUAAGUCGCAGGACCUACUCUGCCUCCCGGACCCUCAAACGGGACUGAGGGAGGAGUCCUUCAUUCCCCCAUUUAACGAACACCUACUGAGCACCUAUGAGCCGGAAGCCAGAGCGGCGGAGCCACAAGUGGCAGCGGGCCAGCGGAGCGCGGCGGAAGAGACGUCAGCGCGCUUCCGGCGGGCGUGGGCGGGGCCUCGGGCUCCUUCCCGGGAUAUCUGCGGACGCAUGGCAGCAAAUACUCUUGGAAGUGCAACGCCCAGAAAACCGGUCUUAUCUGUCAGUGCAAGAAAAAUUAAGGACAAUGCAGCUGAUUGGCAUAAUCUGAUCCUGAAAUGGGAAAACCUCAAUGACACAGGCUUCACUACUGCGAAUAAUAUCGCCAACCUGAAAGUCAGUUUAAGGAGUGAGGAUAAGACAGAGUUACAGAGCAGCAGCCCGGCUUCCGCGGAAAAUGCGGGAAGGACGCUUCCGGAAUAUAGCAAGGAGCUAGAGAGGCUGUGUGAGGAGCUGCGGACCACCUUCGAGGCUUUGGCCAAAAUACAGAUGAAAAUGGAAAAGCUGUCUUCAACUACCAAGGGAAUUUGUGAACUAGAAAACUACCAUUAUGGGGACGAGAGACAACGGCCCCCCCUGUUUCACACUUGGCCCACAGCCCAUUUUUACGAGGUUUCCCACAAGCUGUCCGACAUGUACCGGAAGGAGCUUCUCCUGAAACGCACCAUCACCGAAGAGCUUGCACACACCGUGGACCAUGACCUCACCCUGAGCUACUUGUCAAUGUGGCUGCACCAGCCCUAUGUGGAGGCCGACAGCAGGCUGCUUCUGGAAGGCAUGCUGCUGGAAACGGGGCACCGAGCACUGUGACCUCCCCGCGUGGCCUGGCCUGGGCCUCCAGGCUCCAGACCCCUGGCUGCCUCCAUGGCUGCCAUGGUGGACAGUCUUUCACGGAGGACCUGGUGCCGCACCCCAGGACCAGCCCCUGUGCUGUGGCCACCCACCCACCAGCCUUGGGGUCUGCCAGGUCGGGUCAUUGCUGGCCGCCGCGUGGUGCCGUCCACCAUUCAGCGUACACCUGUCGUCAGUCUGUCACCUGAGAGGACUCCUGCGGGAAAUAAAUGAGUUCCUCGGCAAAA